Molecule: messenger RNA, 632 nt
Organism: Maylandia zebra (zebra mbuna)
Lineage: Eukaryota; Metazoa; Chordata; Actinopteri; Cichliformes; Cichlidae
Product: potassium voltage-gated channel subfamily E member 2
Biological process (GO): negative regulation of delayed rectifier potassium channel activity; regulation of ventricular cardiac muscle cell membrane repolarization; membrane repolarization during action potential
Cellular component (GO): voltage-gated potassium channel complex; membrane
Molecular function (GO): voltage-gated potassium channel activity involved in ventricular cardiac muscle cell action potential repolarization; transmembrane transporter binding; potassium channel regulator activity
Source: RefSeq, a predicted model, not a curated record
UUUGCUUUUGGCGCGUUCGCGAACACUAGCGAUCCAGUGAUUUCCUGAUCAGUUCCAUGAUGUGGCCUUCUCAAACAUGGCAAAAGUUGAGUGACACUAAUUGGUCAAACUUGACCCUUCAUCUUGAGACGUCCCUUACCAACGCACUGAAUCACUUCCUGGAUAACUGGAGGCGCAACGUGACUGCUGCAAGCAACUCUCUGGACAAGACUCUGGCUGAGGAGAACUUCAGGGACGUGAUCUGGUAUCUCGCCGUGAUGAUCGGCAUGUUUGCCUUCAUUAUUGUGGCCAUGCUGGUGAACACAGUCAAAUCUAAAAGGAGGGAGCACUCUAAUGACCCCUACCACCAAUACAUCAAGGAGGACUGGACUGCUCAAAAACAGCAGGGCGAUAUCAUAGCUAAUUUUGAGGCUAGAUAAUGAGGGCAGAAUGAGGUCACAGCAGAGAUUUGCUGUGAAGACCAGCAGAAAAAAAAGUCAUAUAAAAAAAGAACCAUCAUUAAUCAGUUACCAUUACUAAUGAGCACAACAGCAGAUUUUGCAAAGUUAUUUCUUGAUGUCCCACUGCUAACCUGUUAGAUGAGCUUCUGAAGGACAGCUUAUAUGUAGAUGUAUAACAAUGCAAUACUGGAA